Messenger RNA from Oncorhynchus mykiss (rainbow trout), 1061 nucleotides. Lineage: Eukaryota; Metazoa; Chordata; Actinopteri; Salmoniformes; Salmonidae. The record is from RefSeq and is a predicted model, not a curated record.
CUCUGUGCAUUCUGAUGCAGAAAGUAGAGGAUCCUCUCCAACUGAAUCUCUCCAAACAUCUGAAACCACUAUAUCUGAUGUAGGCAAUCUAUUGAGUGGCAAGUCCUCCCCUCGGCUGUCUCCUUCUGGCACCAUUAUGGCAACAAGCGAGACCUCCAAUGCAGCACAAAUCUUGAAGGCCAACAUUGAUGGAGAGGAAGUGGAUACCACCAGUCAUUCUGGUGUAGCUCAAAACAUUGUCAGGGACGAUAUGUCAACCAGCCCAGACAUGGUCAAAGAUGUCACACUUCCAACCCCAUCCUCUGAUAACUUGGGCAGUGAUGAUGACGUCACCGGCCUCAUCAGCAUGUUAGUAAUGAGAAUUCUAACAGAAAUCCAAACCCCAGCAGAAGAUUACCCAGUUGACGCAAGUCACAAGACCUGAUCCCUAAAGUUAUGGAGGUCUUCUGUGCAUGGUCAGGCUGCUCUGAGACACAAGCCUAUCCAGAGAACUUGAGGAUUCAUAAAGUCUACAGAGUCGUCUAUAAAAAUCUGUUGGAGGAGUUUGGCUCGGAGAAAAUCCUCCAACAGGCCGUGUCGACUCAGGACUCUUCAUUUGAUAGGAUUCUUGUCAAGUCUUUGAGUGAAGCGCUUCUCCACAGAUGUAAUGAGGCAUUGAGGGCAGCCUCAAGAACAUCAGUCAAAACCACUGGGCCUAAGGCUCUUCCACUGGCUGAGGAUGUGAGGGCUAGCAGCGGGAAACUAUCUUUUCUACAAAGGCUGGUCAGGCUGACAAGCAACUUAAAGCUAUUCAAGAAGGGGAACAAGAAGGAUUCCCACCGCUCUGAAUCAGAACAAGUACAGACCACUGCUGAAGAUGGCAUGCUGCCCAGCAUAGUGCCACAUGCCGCCAUGUCUGCACUGCCAAAGGAUCUCCCCGCCAGCUCCCAACAGGAGACGCCUCACAAACGUCCACUUCUCGUCAGGAUGUUUUCUGCCAUCUCCAAAGGCCUGUUCAAGCCCUUCAAACAGUCCUUAAAGACCAAGUAACUUCAGACAAUUUAUUAAAUGUCAUUCAUUGC